AUGUUACUGCAACCGAUUCGUCUACCCACUCAAAAAAAGUCAGCGCCCUACACCAAAUUUCGCAACUGCGCACCACACAGUCACUCGUUCGUUGUGCAGAGGUCUUUCAUGAAGCCAAAUAGCGUCCAACAGCAGAAGUUGGAGUUGCAGUUUCUAUUCUUUGGAUCUGGUCUUUGUUUGCGGCUAUUUUGUUUUUUCUUUUCUUCUGCUAGACAUUUUUUUCUCUCCUCCACGUUUAUUUACCCACUUAGCUUUCAUUUUUUUUUUUUACUCUUUUUCUAUUUACAACUUUUGCUACUUUGUCGUUUUCUUUCUCAGUUUCAUUUUUUUAUUUCCAUAAAGCAUUUUUCUUGCUUUUAUUUGUCACUCACUUCAUUCAUUUUGUCUUCACUUUCCCAAAAACGUCCCUGUUCUUUUUCCUUUCCCCACUUCUCUCUCGUUCUCUUUUCUUUCCUCACUACUGUUCCGUGUUUUUUUUCUUUCCCUUACUUCUCCCUGGUGGUCAUUCCUUUCCCUUACUUCUCCCUGGCGGUCAUUCCUUUCCCUUACUUCUCCCUGGCGGUCAUUCCUUUCCCUUACUUCUCCCUGGUGGUCAUUCCUUUCCCUUACUUCUCCCUGGUGGUCAUUCCUUUCCCUUACUUCUCUCUGGUGGUCUUUCUUUCUCUGGUGGUCUUUCUUUUCUCCUCGCCGUCUUUCUUUUCCUUUACUUUCUCCCUGGUCGUCAUUCCUUUCCCUUUCUUCUCCCUGGUCGUCAUUCCUUUCCCUUACUUCUCUCUGGUGGUCUUUCUUUUCCCUUACUUCUCCCUCGUCGUCUUUCUUUUCCCUUGCUUCUCUCUGGUGACCAUUCCUUUCCCUUACUUCUCCCUGGUGGUCAUUGCUUUCCCUUACUUCUCUCUGGUGGUCAUUGCUUUCCCUUACUUCUCUCUGGUGGUCAUUCCUUUCCCUUACUUCUCUCUGGUGGUCUUUCUUUUCCCUUACUUCUCCCUCGUCGUCUUUCUUUUCCCUUACUUCUCCCUCGUCGUCUUUCUUUUCCCUUACUUCUCCCUCGUCGUCUUUCUUUUCCCUUACUUCUCCCUCGUCGUCUUUCUUUUCCCUUACUUCUCCCUCGUCGUCAUUCCUUUCCCUUACUUCUCUCUGGUGACUAUUACUUUCCCUUACUUCUCCCUGGUCGUCAUUCCUUUCCCUUACUUCUCUCUGGUGGUCUUUCUUUUCCCUUACUUCUCCCUGGUCGUCAUUCCUUUCCCUUACUUCUCCCUGGUCGUCAUUCCUUUCCCUUACUUCUCCCUAGUGGUCAUUCCUUUUCCCUUACUUCUCCCUGGUGGUCUUCCUUUUCCCUUACUUCUCCCUGGUGGUCAUUCCUUUCCCUUACUUCUCUCUGGUGGUCUUCCUUUUCCCUUACUUCUCCCUGGUGGUCAUUCCUUUCCCUUACUUCUCUCUGGUGGUCUUCCUUUUCCCUUACUUCUCCCUGGUCGUCAUUCCUUUCCCUUACUUCUCUCUCUUUGUCUUCCCUUUCCCCACUUUCAAGUUUUCUCAAGUGCACAGCCUUCCUGGGUAUGA
Messenger RNA from Acanthosepion pharaonis, 1557 nucleotides. The record is from the annotation of a GenBank genome assembly. Lineage: Eukaryota; Metazoa; Mollusca; Cephalopoda; Sepiida; Sepiidae.